Molecule: messenger RNA, 1033 nt
Organism: Bradysia coprophila
Lineage: Eukaryota; Metazoa; Arthropoda; Insecta; Diptera; Sciaridae
Product: GATA zinc finger domain-containing protein 1
Biological process (GO): regulation of DNA-templated transcription; chromatin organization
Cellular component (GO): nucleus
Molecular function (GO): sequence-specific DNA binding
Source: RefSeq, a predicted model, not a curated record
AAUUUUUCAUUGACAACUCUUGAACUAUCUCAGAAAUUGUUGUUUAUUGUUUUCGUUUUUACGGGAGAUUCGAAGGCAUCAUUUCUCAGAAUUAAUCGGCUUUCGAAGAAUAAAAACGUUCGAGAUGCCUCAAAAAGCCACCACCAUAAAAUGUGUUCAAUGCAAUCACACCGAAUCUCCUAUGUGGCGUCUGUGUGAGAGUGGACAGAUAUGCAACUCUUGCUACGAAGAAAAUAAGAAGCAACUGCUGAAUGAAUUGGAACCAGAAACCCCGGAACCAGUGGGAAAUGAGAACACAAAUUCAAACAACGGCGAAGUGAAGAAAUUGCGAAAGAGCACACGUACAACCAGAUACAAAUCAAAGACAUCGAACAAUACCGGAACAAUUGUGAAAAAUAUAACAAAGGGACGCAGUCGCCGGAAUAUUUUCAAAAAGCCUCCCAUCAAAGCUCCUGUUAUACCAGCGUCGACAACAUUUUCGGACUCACUAUUUCAUAAUGGUUCAUACAUCCAGGUCGGUGAUAUUGUAUCGAUCUCGGACUUUGAGGACAACACCUAUUACGCUCAAAUACGUGGCUUACUUGUCGACACAUACUGCGAAAAAUCGGCGUUUAUCACAUGGCUCAUUCCGACACAAGCGAGUCCACCACCUAACGAACGCUUCGAACCGAGCACUUACUUAAUUGGUCCCGAAGAAGAUUUUUCACGGAAGCUGUCUUGUAUGGAAUUUGUGAUGCAUGCGCCCAGCAAUUACUAUCACAACAAGAAUACUCCGUAUCCAGCCGCUGAUUGUGAUGAUACCAGUUCAAAGCAUGCCGGCUUCAUUUGGACGAAUCUUUAUCUAGACGAUGCGGCUGUACCGAAAACGCCGACAGUACCGCCAACUGAAAAUUAAUCGAAUGUGUACGGUGAUGUAACGAUAAUGAAUUUAAUGAAUUGAUUUUGACGAGUAGAAGGAAACUUGUGACGUUCUAAGACACCUACUGGACACAUGCGUUGCAUUUGAAAUUAUAACUACGAUCCACGUGGUGAA